AUGUACAGCGAUGGUGAGCGUAAGACUCUCUCAGAACUCCAGCGUGAAGCUGAGAUGACCCGACUUCAGAUUUCAGAAGCGAUUUCUCAACUUGAGGAGAUAAAAAAAGCCACCGCAAAAACGCAAUUUUCUAUUGAUCAAAUGUUUCGGAUCUUUACGCCUGAGGCAAAAACAGAAGAAGAAAAAAAGAACCUUAUUGAUGUUCUCAUGACCAAUUCCCCUGAGGUUCAUAUCGAAUGCGUUCCCUUGUUGCCCAUAGCAAUUGCCAUUGCCAAUGGUCGUCUCACAAAUGCACGUAGCAUUUUUGCUGCUAACAGCCCCUUUAUUAAUGAUGAAUGCCUUAUUUUCUUCACACAUGUUCUUCGUUUUUCACCCCAGGCAACUCAGAUCGAUUAUGUUGAUAUAAGUGGCACGGUGGUGACAGAAAAGGGUAUCUGUUUUAUUCUUGAAAUGAUGUAUGAACGUGAUAGUACUUUUACAUUGGUUGCUAAGAAUGUGUCCAUUCCGUUGGGUGCAGCUUCUGCAGAAUACUGCAGUAGAUAUAUUACUGCACUAAGCGCAGUUAAAAGUAAGAAGACGUGUCAACUUGUUUUGGAUUAA
Messenger RNA from Phytomonas sp. Hart1, 600 nucleotides. The record is from the annotation of a GenBank genome assembly. Lineage: Eukaryota; Euglenozoa; Kinetoplastea; Trypanosomatida; Trypanosomatidae.